This is a messenger RNA of Geodia barretti, 1248 nucleotides long. The record is from the annotation of a GenBank genome assembly. NCBI's taxonomy places the organism in Eukaryota, Metazoa, Porifera, Demospongiae, Tetractinellida, Geodiidae.
CAAAGCUGCAUAUCUUCCGAGGGCGUCAACAGUGUGAGGGAUCAAGUUUUGGUUAGCGUUCCACUGGCGACUAAGGGAUCAUGGCUGAUCGAGGGUCCGUAGACGGAGAUUCUGCGGGUACGAUGCCCAAAAUCACUAAACUUCUACCGCUGCUGGCGAUAUUGGUCCCGAUGGUCGUGCACUUCGUCCUCGUGUGCUUUGUUUUGCUUGAUAGCUGGCUGCCCGUCACGUUUUUAUUCUCCCACUUUUUCCUGUUUUUGACGGGAGCCUGGACGGUGCACCACCGAGACACACUCCUCCCUAUCAUUAUGUACAUUGUGGUAGUGGCUAUAACUGUGCUUAUGGACAUCAUCCAACUCGGACUCUAUUUUGAAGACAACCAGGAUUUACAUGGUGGUGGGGAGACACAGGAAGCUAGGACCUGGCAGUUUUCUGCAGGAAUGAUGAUCCUUUCGCUCCUGUUGAAGCCGCUCACUAUUGCACUGGCUGUUGUCGCUGCCUAUCUCAAGUCUGGAGCCUCCCUUCCUUUCCUUGGGACCGGGAGACGUGAUGCAUAUGAUGACGUGGACCAACACCAUUCUCCCCCAACUUAGGAUAUUUCCCUCAUUUAUAUAUACAUACACACGUAAUUAUUCUUUAUACGCAUGCGCACUUCAGAAUCAACACACCGCAUAUUAUAGCGCGGCGGUAAGACGGAGAGCUGAGAGGCCAAUCAUGUCUUUGGAAGAGAGGCUGGGGCCUACGCUGACGAACCUGCUACCAACUGCCCCUAUCCUGAUAUCACUGGCGGGCCACUUCAUACUAGUCAACUUUGCCAUGCUGGCAACAAUGACUGCAACUUCUGACGACGAGACAGGUUACAGCAACGGCAUCUGGCUCCCCCUCACCUACAUAUUCUACAACAUCAUCUUCUUCCAACUUGGCAUCUGGACACUCCAGAAGAAAAAUGAAGUUCUUCCUGUUGCUGUGUUCAUUGUGGCAGUGGUGGUGAGUACAAUCAGUGAUGUCAUCAUGCUAGCGGCCAACUAUUCCAAUGCCAUUGACUAUGUCGACCCCAUGGACAACGGGUUUGAGCAUAUUUGGAUGUUUUCAUCUGUUAUGAUGAUACUCAACCUUGUUGGAAAGCCUUUCACCAUUGCCCUGUCCUGUGUCUCCAUCUUUUUCCGCAUCAGAACUGGCUUCUCCACUGGUGAUGGUGAAACGAAUCCUGGUGCAUACGACAGUUUGCCCGGACACACAGGAGACUAA